AAAUCACAUGAAAUUUAACAUGGGGCUUUCAAAAUUCAGACUCAACAUUGGCCUUUUGGGCCAGGAAGUUAGGCCCAUGACGUUCAGUCCAGUUAGAUUGAGAGGACCGCGUACUCCCGCGCAACACUGAAUCAUAGCUCCUCUGGUUUUUCCCGCCAUCUUGCCUAGUCCCAGUCUUUGCCCUAUCCCGCCAUUUUUAACCACAACUCUCUCUGUCAUCGCCUCCCUUGUUCACUUUCCGCUCUCUGUCUCACUCUUCGUGUUCCUUCACUUGGCUCUCUCCGAGGGACUCUGCUAAAAAAUGACUGGAGACGAAGUUUCCAAAGGCAGCGAUGACAUGAUGAUUGACGAAUAUGAACAGAAGCAAGGGAAUGUGGUUCCUGAUGGAUUUAACUCUCAUUAUCUCAAAGUUUACUAUGGAAAGCUCUUUCCAUAUGCGGAUAUUUUUAAAUGGAUGUCCUAUGGAAAUGAUGGGAAGCAUCCUGUGUGCGACCAGUCCUACUUUAGCCGGAGAGAGUUCUCUUUCACACUGGAUAAUGAGGUUUAUCUGCGGUUCCAGUCUUUCAACUCUAUGUCUGAGCUUGAAAAUUCGGUGAAAGAAAAGUGUCCAGUCAAAAUAGAUAUUGGGCCUGUGUACAGUGUUGAUCCUUCAAAGAGGCAUGCAUAUGCUCAGAGUGGCGAUAAUGUUUUCACCCCAGUGGAGAGGGAGCUGAUUUUCGAUAUAGAUAUGUCAGAUUACGAUGAUGUUAGAUACUGCUGCUCAGGAGCUGAUGUUUGUUUGGAGUGCUGGCCGCUUAUGACAAUUGCUGUCAAAGUUAUUGAUACUUCCCUUAGAGAUGACUUUGGUUUCAGUCACAUUCUCUGGGUAUAUAGUGGAAGACGUGGUGUUCAUUGCUGGGUUUGUGACGGGAAAGCAAGAAGGCUGACAAAUGAACAGAGAGCAGCUAUUGCUGACUAUUUUCGUGUCUAUAAGGGCAAUGAAAACAGUCAUAAAAAGGUUUCUUUUACUGGUCUUGCUCUCCAUCCGUUCCUUGCGAGAUCUUAUACUGAAGUUCUUAUGGAUUUCUUUGAGAGGAAAUUGCUUUUGAGUCAAGAGAUAUUUUCAACUGAGGAGAGAUAUGAAAAGAUCUUAGAUAUGAUUCCUGAUCCUGAUCAAUCUAUUACUUCUGAGCUGCGUGGGAAAUGGCAGGAAAAGAGAAGAACCGCUAAUUCAAAAGAUGACAUUAAUGUUGUUAGAUGGGAGCAGCUGAAAAACAUGCUGCAAUCUGGAAAACAUAAGGGACUGCGCAGGUGUGUUGAAGAGAUUGUGUUCUCUUUUACCUACCCUAGGCUUGACAUGGAGGUUUCAAAACAUAUGAACCAUUUGUUAAAGGCGCCAUUCUGUGUACAUCCAAAAACAGGUCGUGUCUGUGUUCCAAUCGAUCCAAACCGAUGUGAGGAAUUUGAUCCCACGGCAGUACCAACCCUUUCCAAUCUUUUAGAACAACUCAAUAUUGGAGGUUUAAGAGCAGAAGUUGAUAAUGAGUGGGACAGAACGUCACUUGGAAAAUCAAUAAGGUUUUUCAGAUCGUCAUUUUUGCAGCCUCUGCUAAAAUCUUGCAAGGAGGAGAUGGAAAGUUCAUACAAUGCGAAACUGCAGCAGUCGAAGAACUCCUUUAGUUGGUAAAACUGUUUGCUACAAUACAAUUAUAAUUCAUCUUGUGGAAUUGUCCCAACUUUCUGCAGUCCAGUUGAUGUGAAGUUAUAUUUUCAAAAGACAAUCAGGAUUUAGCAACGUACUGACAUCUAUUUGUAAAUGACAUGACACUUUGUUCACCAAACAGCACACAUGUAUCUUUUUUCUUUUUUUUUUAAUAUUAAAUAUUCCUGUUGCAAUUAUUCUUCA
Messenger RNA from Prunus dulcis (almond), 1885 nucleotides. RefSeq names its product DNA primase small subunit. Gene Ontology annotation, cellular component: alpha DNA polymerase:primase complex. Gene Ontology annotation, biological process: DNA replication, synthesis of primer. Lineage: Eukaryota; Viridiplantae; Streptophyta; Magnoliopsida; Rosales; Rosaceae. Bases 302 to 1666 code for a protein of 454 amino acids. The transcript is spliced from 17 exons. The record is from RefSeq and is a predicted model, not a curated record.